AGACAUUUCACAAACUGACAGAGCAGCUUAUCACAAAUAUGCUGCAUCUGUAGCUUGAUUUCAGUUUGAGUAUGAUUGCUGUAAGAACACAGUCUGUAAAAUGAUGGGAUGAGCUUCCUUUAUGCUUAUUAUGACGAUUAUUCCUACAAAGCCAUAUUGAAGGAGGCAGGUGUAUUACUUGCAAGCAGUUGACUUGUGUCAGUCUACUCAAGUCUAAAUAACAAUAAAUAAAAGUAAAAUACUUUUUUGUUCAGGCUAUCACUUUACACCCUGAGCUUUAUUGGUCUGAAUCCUGACACGUUUGGGUCUUUUUACAUUGAUUUGUUCCCCUCUGGGAUUCCACCUGGAAUUUGGGGCAGCACAAAGAUAGGUAAGUUAGGUUAAUUGGUAACUGAAUUGGUGGUAUGUGGUAAUGUGUCUCUUUGCGUAUGUAAUCAAAAGGGCAGUGCGGUUGUCUGAAGUGUACCACACCUCAUCAAAUGUUAUGUCAGGAGAUGAUUCAUGAUGUGUGUUUUUCCAGAGGCAGAGUUCGCUGUCAGAUUGGUUUGAUCAGAUAAAUAAAAAAGUUGGACUUUUAUUUCAUGUUCCCUAGAGUUGAACACCAGGACUUGCAACAUGUGUCUAAUUUGGACAUAUCUGAUAUCUGUGCAGAAACUUACUGGCUGCUACUUCAGGUUGUUAUGUAAUGUUAUUACACUGCUGUUGUUUUUGUUUACAGGUCCAACGAUCAGGCUUUUCCUGGCUUAUACCGAUUUACACUUUCCUUUGAUGCCUGAACUGCCAAAUUUAAGGUUGACCAAUUUGGAUUUUUGAUUCUAAGGACUCUACAACAAAUAAAAGAGAAAAUGUGAUGUAGGUUCUUUGAAAGAAGUAGUACCUUUUUAAAACAACAAAAAUAUCAAGAAUUUACAAGAUUAUACCCAGCCAUGCAUUAAAGCACGUGUCCCUAACCUUGUAGUUUAUAUUUAUGGACUAAAAUGGUGGGAGCUCUUAGGUUUUAAUGCAUUUUAUGAAAAGGAAAAAUAAAUCAGAAAAAAAAAUCACAGAUCACAGCCUAUAAAGGGGAAAUUAUCUGAUUCUGAUUUAUACCCAACUGUAUUGUUGUAUUUUAUUUUUGAUUAAUAUCAUCUAGUUUUGAGGAUUCCUAAAUUACUAUAUAGUUGUUUACCUUGGAUUUAGCCUAACUAAUCAUUGAAUAUGUUUUUCGGAUUUACUUUGGUCAGUUUUCAACAUAUUUCAUAUUAAGGACAAAAGUGACAUAAUCACAAGUCCCAACUAAUUGUAAAGAAUGCAAACCUUUUUUGAAAAUGUUACUAAAUGCAUUCUAAUAGCAACAAAAUCGCAACAGGAAACAAACUGGUAGCACUUCCUAGCUUAAAUCCUUCAAAUUACAACUGUUGUUGUUGUCGUGCUUGUUGCUAAGCAACUGGUUUAACCAGCUACAGAAAACAUAGUCUAAAUCUAUCAUCUAUAUAUCUUCAGGAAAAAAAAAUCAAUAUUGACUAAAAUGUCUCCAGCUAAAAUAACGUUUGUUGUCAACAGGCCACAAUUGAUGAGAAUUGUGUCAACUGGAGACCAAAACAAAGACGGAUGUUUGGACUUCAAUGAGUUUACCAAAUAUCUGAAGGAGCAUGAGAUGAAGCUGUUGCUGACAUUCAAGAGUCUGGACAGAAACAACGACGGGCACAUUGAUGCCACAGAGAUCCAGCAGGCCCUUGCCGACCUGGGCAUGAAUGUCAGCAGGGAGGGUGCCCUGAAAAUUUUACAAAGCAUGGACAUCGAUGGGACCAUGAUGGUCGACUGGAACGAGUUCAGAGAGCACUUCCUGCUGUACCCUGCCUUCAACCUGGAAGAGAUCAUCCGCUACUGGAAGCACUCCUCGAUCCUGGACAUUGGUGACAGUCUGUCCAUCCCGGAUGAGUUCACAGAGGAAGAGAAGCGGUCAGAUGAGUGGUGGAAGCAGCUUGUUGCAGGUGCCGCGGCAGGCGCCGUCUCUCGCACCGGUACAGCCCCUCUGGACAGACUCAAGGUCUUCAUGCAGGUUCAUUCUACCAAAACUAACAAGAUAAGCCUGAUUGGGGGCUUCAGACAGAUGAUUGUAGAAGGAGGUCUGACAUCCCUGUGGAGGGGAAACGGGAUCAAUGUUUUAAAGAUCGCACCUGAGACCGCAAUCAAAUUCAUGGCAUACGAACAAUAUAAGAAGUUAUUAACUUCAGAUGGAAAGAAGAUAGAGACUCAUAAGAGGUUCAUGGCAGGGUCGCUGGCUGGGGCCACAGCACAAACAACCAUCUACCCAAUGGAGGUUUUAAAGACUCGGUUGACCUUGAGGAAAACUGGCCAGUACGCAGGAAUGUUCGACUGUGCCAAGAAGAUCCUGAGGAAGGAGGGUGUAAUCGCUUUUUAUAAGGGCUACAUUCCAAACUUAAUUGGCAUUAUUCCCUAUGCAGGGAUAGACCUCGCUGUGUAUGAGACUCUGAAGAACACUUGGUUGUCGUAUCACGCCAAAGACUCGCCUAACCCUGGAGUGCUGGUGUUGCUGGGCUGCGGGACCAUCUCCAGUACCUGUGGCCAGCUCGCCAGCUAUCCUCUGGCACUCGUACGCACACGGAUGCAGGCGAAAGCGUCUCUGGAUGUGUCGGACCAGCCCUCCAUGAGUUCUCUGCUGAGGACGAUUGUAGCCAAAGAUGGUUUCUUUGGGCUCUACCGGGGCAUUUUGCCAAAUUUCAUGAAAGUCAUUCCCGCUGUCAGCAUCAGCUAUGUGGUUUACGAGUACAUGAAGACUGGCUUAGGGAUCUCAAAAUAAUGAGGAAGAACACUUGGUGUUUUUUUCACUCAAAAACAAAAAAAAACUCCACACCAUACAGAGCAUGACUUAGUCAGUCCUUUGGAUGAAAAGCUGUAUGUAUGUUUUAAGAAUUGCUUGCCAGUAGUGUUUAAAUCAGUUGUGGUGCGCAUGCUUUAUUUUUAUUCUUAAGGUUGCACAUUUCACACUCCCUUACAUACAGUCCAUGAAACAAUGCUUGACAAAGGCAUUUCUGUAGAUAAAACAUACCUAGUUGAUUGUUUUAUUUAUGCCGCUCUAUUAGGUUGUGAUGAAACAAAAAUGAGACACAAUGCAAUGAUUUUUCUUUUUAUGUCUUAAGAGAAGAAAAUAAUCUGUCCAGGAAAAGUUGGAUCUCAUCCUAAGCUACGUUCGUUUCACGCUCAGAAACGUAACACUAAGUGUGUUUUAAAUGUGUACAUGUCCACACACUGGAGAUCUAAUUUCUUCACUUUUAAGUUUAAAAACACACUUCCCCUUCUAAGGAUAUCAGCCUCAGACAAGCUGGACUCCAACCAGCAGCUGCCAGCUUAACAGAACUAGGCCUCAAAAAUCCAUACUUAUUAACACUGGAACUGUUUGUGCAUAACGCCACACUUCUCGUGCAAUGUUAAAUCCUGCGUACUUCAUAGUUAUUUACAUGUGCCUUACAGCCUCUUGAUGCAAACCUCAGAGAUGGUGUUUUUAGCUAUAUAAACUGUAUUUAUGUACUGUAUAUCUAAAUGGUUUCAGGUAUGCUUAUUUAUUGGACUGAUUGACAAAAACUGUUAAUAGACUGAAACACCUGUAAAGAUCAAACUGUCUCGUGUCUCUUGUUUUUAAUCCGAAAAACUGUAAGCAUGCACAGCAUGGGUGGCUUUUUAUUUUGUAAAGCUGAAAGAUGAUUUUGUUUAAGCAAACGUGACAGUAUUAUCUCUUUGUGGUUUCAGGGCUUAGAGUACAUAAUCUGUUACUAGUUUUAGGGUCAAUCAAAAAGAUUUUCUAUCCAAAUGUAAGACUGGGGUUUUUACUAGAAUACUGUAUUGUAAAGUUGGCAAACCAAAAUAAGAGUUUAGGUGGAUUUAUGUUAGCUAUUGUUAAACUGAAAGAAAGACAGGUUGUGAAGACUGUUGACAGAGAGAUGGCUGAACCAAGAGUAAGAAAUGAUUGACAGAUUUGAACGUUUGAAGACACCGCUGUUUGGCCUCUCAUUUUAUGAAUAGAUUUUUAUCAAAUAAAAAUAUUUAACAGUUUACAGUGCAUUCUGUCACCUGCAAUUGAUUUUUAUUUUAUACAUUUUUCAUACAUUUGAAUGUGUCGAAAAUGUGUUUACUAUUUUUUUGUAACAUAAAACUACUCAUAAAUAUAACUUUAUGGAAAUUCAGCUUAAAAGGGUUGAAGAAGAAAAUUAUGUUUUUUUUUUGGUUUUUUUUUUUUAUUCUGACGGUGUUUCAAAGGGCUGCUGUUUUCACUCCUGGGGCUUUUUCUUAAGUGACUGAUUCUAUGGUGGACUAAGUUGGAAUGAAACCAAAAUGUGAACAGAACAGCAUAUUUAUUUUUUGUCGGAUGUUAGAAUUGGUGAAAAGGGAGCUAGGUUUUUAUUGAACAUAUUGUAAAACAUUGAAGACAAAUUUUUCAACUUUGUAACAGAACAAUAUCAGUUGCAUAAAAGCUUUAUAUUGCAUGGAAACAUGUCAUUAAAGAGUCAAAUAAACAUGGUGGAGUUGAAAGUAAAA
Molecule: messenger RNA, 4536 nt
Organism: Girardinichthys multiradiatus
Lineage: Eukaryota; Metazoa; Chordata; Actinopteri; Cyprinodontiformes; Goodeidae
Product: calcium-binding mitochondrial carrier protein SCaMC-1-like
Exons: 10
Coding region: 1508-2803 (431 amino acids)
Biological process (GO): transmembrane transport
Cellular component (GO): mitochondrial inner membrane
Molecular function (GO): ATP transmembrane transporter activity; calcium ion binding
Source: RefSeq, a predicted model, not a curated record